Messenger RNA from Pogonomyrmex barbatus (red harvester ant), 408 nucleotides. It is a transcript of the gene RpL38, whose product is annotated as ribosomal protein L38. Gene Ontology annotation, biological process: protein-RNA complex assembly; translation. Gene Ontology annotation, molecular function: structural constituent of ribosome. The record is from RefSeq and is a predicted model, not a curated record. Lineage: Eukaryota; Metazoa; Arthropoda; Insecta; Hymenoptera; Formicidae. Gene Ontology annotation, cellular component: cytosolic large ribosomal subunit; ribosome.
UCUUCUUUCCCAUCGAUGUGCGUGUAGGGUAAGAUUGCUGCUUUAUGGGAAUUCAUUUCGUAUCCGCUUCGUUUGCUAACCAUCGUUUAUCGUUUCACUGAAACAUAAUUUAACGUCCUUCUUGCCCUAAUAAAUUACAAAAAGAAAACAUGCCGCGUGAAAUUAAGGAAAUUAAGGACUUCCUGCUCAAAGCUAGACGAAAGGAUGCAAAGUCUGUUAAAAUUAAGAAGAAUGCUGAUAACGUCAAAUUCAAAGUUCGAUGCUCCCGUUUUCUAUAUACUCUCGUCAUCACGGAUAAAGAAAAAGCAGAGAAGCUGAAACAAUCCUUACCACCAGGUUUACAAGUAAAGGAAGUAAAAAGGAGCGAACGUGUAUAGAAUGACUAAAUAAACUAUCUUCAUAAACAUG